UCUUCCAUCAUGAGUGGAGUGUCCCUGAUGACGCCCACCAGUGUGACUGGGAGAGAAACUGAGGACAACAAAAGUUUGAGAUCUGGAUCAGUUGCAGACAGCGGGGUAUGUAUGAAGACUGACUGGACACACAAGCUAACGCAGAACAUCAGCAGGGAGAACCUUCACUAUGCCGAGGCUGGAGACGUGGCCUGUGAUCUGUGUGAAGGAAGGAAGUUAAGAGCGUUCAAGUCCUGCAUGACCUGCCUUGCCUCCUUCUGCGAGACUCACGUCAGAGAUCACUACACAGUGGAGGCACUGCAGAGACACCUACUGGUGGAGGUCACCAAAAACCUCCACAUACUUCAAGAGAACGCUCAGCUGAGGAAAGAGAAUGCAGCUAUGAAGGACGAGAUCAAAACACUGAAACGGACCAUACAAGACCUGAGGCUUCCUGACUACAUCUGCAAAGGGAAGACACCUGUACCAGCUGAUUUGACGCUGGAUCCUGAAACAGCUUACUGUGCACUCAUUCUGUCCAAGAGCCAGAAACAUGUGCGACUGGGAGAAAAGAAAACCGUCAAUCACUCCGCAAAGAGAUUUGAUAAGUAUGAGUGCGUCCUCGCCACUAAAGGCUUCCGCUCUGGACGGCACUACUGGGAGGUGGAGGUCAACAAAGAGUUCACCGUUGGAGUUACAAAGGAGUUUUCUCAGAGGAAAGGGAGGUUCAGCGUCUCACCCAGUCUGGGUUACUGGUGUCUCUAUCACUUCAGACAGAUCUUUACAGCUCUGGAGGAGCCCAGCAGGCCACUGUCCCCCGACGCUGUGCCCCGGAUUUUGGGGGUCUGUAUUGAUGUCAAUGAGAAGUGGGUCAUUUUUUAUAACAAUGAGACUAAAGCCCACAUUUACACAUUCAAACAUAUGGACUUCAAAGAUGGAGAGAAGAUCUACCCUGUAUUCAGUACCACUGAGAAAUCAGCAGAUCUGAAGAUCAGGACUGUGAGAUGAAUGUAAAGAGUGGACAGUGGUUGUAGUUGUACAAGUUAUAGUUUGCUAUUACCUAGAACAGGUUAUCAAACAUUAAACAUCAACAUUCACCCAAAUCUUUUCUCUAAAUACAUCCCCAAACCUCAAACUACUCAGACCACAUCUAUGUUUUUAUUAAGGUGGUGCAGACUUGACCAGUCAAACUCAUCCCAGACUGGACUGAGCGUGUCGGGCGUCGCU
Molecule: messenger RNA, 1206 nt
Organism: Pygocentrus nattereri (red-bellied piranha)
Lineage: Eukaryota; Metazoa; Chordata; Actinopteri; Characiformes; Serrasalmidae
Product: E3 ubiquitin-protein ligase TRIM39-like
Exons: 3
Coding region: 10-987 (325 amino acids)
Molecular function (GO): protein binding
Source: RefSeq, a predicted model, not a curated record